Molecule: messenger RNA, 1839 nt
Organism: Microdochium trichocladiopsis
Lineage: Eukaryota; Fungi; Ascomycota; Sordariomycetes; Xylariales; Microdochiaceae
Exons: 2
Coding region: 191-1729 (512 amino acids)
Source: RefSeq, a predicted model, not a curated record
GUUGACCUGGCAUGUGAAUCACGGUCUACAUCAUCUUUUUCUUCACGCCUGACCCGAUCGUGCACGACGCCCAUGUGCAGGUACAACAGGGCAGUCGGCUAUAAGACCACCUGUCACAAAGACGGCAGCCCAUCGCAUCGAACACUGCAUCACUUCGUCCUGGUUUUGGCGGAUCUGUCUGACGACGAUCAUGGAGUCGACAAGGACCGCUGUGGUUCAGCAGAACCCUCUGCAUUUCGAUCUUCCACGGACCCUCCAACAGUUUCCAAAAUUCGCACAGCUUCCGUACGAUAUUCGUCACAGGAUAUGGGAGAUGGCCAUCUACGUUCCCGGAGUUCACUUUCUUCGGUUCGAACCCAACCCAGAAUUCCAGCUGGAUCUUGCACCGCCAGGCUCCAGAGAGAGCUCGCCACCAACCAUCAAGACUCCCUACUCCGCUCGUCUUGCGCCGUUGUUUGAGAACCCCAAGGGCGAUGUCUCUCACUAUCUCACACGAAACAAGUACCUCGACAGUCUCAGAGACUCUUGUAACGAAGCUCGGCGCCUGGUCUGGCAGGCUCUCAAGCACCCUGGCAACCUGCGCCUCGGCCACGGUCACCUUGAGCCUGGGCCUCUGGUCAACCUCGCUCUGGCGGAUGACAUCAUUUGUGUCGACUACCCCGAGAUUCAGAGGUCCGCUUCUGUGAAACUCGGCAGGUGGAGUGUCCGGCUCGACAGGGCCCAGCUCUCCAGGAUCAAGAAGCUGGCCGUGCGGUAUCAGGUCUCGUGGGGCGAGGAUACCCGGAUGUGCUCGGGAUGCGGGAGAGUGCACGAGUCUCGGAGACGCACCCCGAAACUUCCAGAGCACCUCAUCGAUUUCCUGUGCCUGUUCCCGGGGCUGGAGACCCUCUUUCUCAUAGACAGUUUUGCUGCUCCUAGAGGCAGCAGCAGCAAUGGCCAUGAAAAGGGCGAAGCACCAGAGCUCACCAAUGCGGCAAGGAGAUUUGAGUGUGGAGGAGGUAGAUAUCUCUUCCAGGUCACGGCUGAUAAUGCAUCUCUCAACUGCCAUACCGAACACGUCGCCGGUAAAAUCCGAGAUAGGCUUGCCGACGGCGACGGCAAGAGCAUCAAGACAGGCGUCGACGAAGACGACGGCCGACGGCCGCUGCUUGUCGAGUAUUUGGCAAGUGCAUGGGAGCCAGAGUUGCUGUCGACUUUGAGAAUGCCGCAAAAGCGAGGGCUCGAUAAGCGACGGACAACAACGAAUGAGCGCGCUCGGGGGAAGAACGUACGUGGCAACGCUACCACUCCCGCUGCAGGACAGCAAGCCAGCUGCAUGGUGCGGAUUGCGCGCAAAUCCGAGCACGCGGAUAUAUGGCCGAGCAGACUCGACCUCGAGGCCACCUCUGCUUCAGCAGACGUGGCUGACCUCAUGGACGGGAUGUCCCUGCAAAGUCUGCAAAGGAGGGGUGAACGUGAACGGCCCUGCUUAUUCCCAGCCCAAUGCCUGCGUCCCAGGGCAGACCAAAUAGUCUUGUUUGGAGACUAUUGGAAACUUCCAGCUGGACAGUUUCUGGCGGAGGGGGCGGCGCGGGCUGGACAUACUGUAGAAGAGGAGACCGCAGCAGGUCAAAGUAAGACAGGGGAGCAGCCAAGUCUCAAUGAUCGAGCACAGGAUGCGACGUUUUCUGUCAAUCACGGCCGCCGGGCGAGUUGUCCCGGCAGCUUGUGCCGGAGGGACAUUCGUUGAUAGUUUUUGCCAGCAAGACGUCUGGGAGGUUAACUGAGUUGAUUCCGGAAGAAAUUGGUGGAUACGCAGAAAUGUGCGGAUUGAUUAUCAGAAGCGAGUGCGGCCGCGCC